UUCCGUUUUCCUACUUUCCUGUAAAGCAGCAGUGUGCUCUGUCAUGAUGAUGGCGUCCAGCUGAGAGGCAAAGUUCACCGAGUCUCCAGCCGUAAUGUCCGCUUAUAUCCUCGGUGUAGACGUCGGAACCACUUCGGUAAAAGCCGUUUUAUUAGAAACUGGCUCCAAAGCGGUUGUUGCGGGUCACGCAUUGCCAACUUCGUCAGAUAUCAUCGAUGACAGCGGGAUAAAGGCUAAGGAGCAGCACACCGGCCGGAUCAUAGACACUCUAAACCGGUGCAUCAGCCUGCUGCCUGCGGACAAACUGAAGCAUGUCAGCAGCAUCGGGCUGUCCGGACAGAUGCACGGAGUUUUAUUCUGGAAAGCAAAAGGCGGUUGUGAUUGGUCCAACAGAGACUUCUUCACAACCGGAGACACCAGUCAGCUGAUCACCUGGCAGGAUGGGCGCUGCAGCAGUGACUUCUUGUCGUCUCUUCCAGCACCAGACUCACAUCUCAGUGUAGCCACAGGGUUUGGCUGUGCAACAAUAUUCUGGUACAUGAGACACAGGCCCGAGUUCCUUGAAGACUUUACAGUCGCAGGCACCAUCCAGGACUAUGUGGUUUCAAUGCUGUGUGGUUUGGGUGGGUGUGUGAUGACACCACAGAAUGCAGCCAGCUGGGGUUUCUUCAACACUUCCUUCAACCAGUGGAAUACAGACAUUCUGAAGGGUGCCGGCUUCCCUUUGCAUCUGCUUCCUCACUGUGUGCCAUCUGGUGGCUUGGCGGGACAGACGUGCUCUGACUGGCAUGGUAUUCCUGCUGGUACUCCAGUAGGGGCCGCCCUUGGAGACUUCCAGUGUUCUGUCUACUCCUGCAUGAGUGCACAGACAGAUGCAGUUCUCAACAUAAGCACAUCAGCCCAGCUGACCUUUGCCAUGCCAGCUGACUUCAAACCUCCAAAUUCUCCUCAGCCUGCCUCCUCCAUCUCCUACUUCCCUUACUUUAAAGACUCAUACUUGGCGGUGGCGGCUUCACUCAAUGGAGGGAAUGUCCUGGCCACUUUUGUGGAGAUGCUCACUGCGUGGAUGAAAGAGCUCGGUGCAGAGCUCAGCGAUUCCUGCGUAUACGAGAAGAUGAUUCGUAGCGCCCUGAAUCAGGAAACGACUGACCUGAGAGUGAGUCCAACCAUCCUGGGAGAGAGACACAACCCUCUCUGCCUGGGUCAAGUGAACAACAUCUCCCCUACCAAUCUCUCUCUGGGUCAUUUGACCAGGGCAAUGUGCCGCGGAGUCCUGGACAACAUCACCUCCAUGAUGCCUGCUGAGCGUCUGCAGCAGGCGGGGGUCAGCAGGAUUGUGGGCACUGGGAGCGCCAUCGCUCGCAAUCAGGUGCUAAGGCAGGAAGUGGAGAAGGCGUUUCCCCAGCCGGUGGUAUACGGACAAAACGCGGACUCUGCUGUCGGGGUAGCCAUGGUCCUCUGUGACCUACUUUAACUGAGAGUUGUAAUGAACAGGUCUGUCUGUUUACAUGAUUAAUUGAGAGUACCUUUAUUUAAUGGAAUCGCUUGAAAAGUUUCUUACUUUAAAGGCAACUUGAUUGCUCUGUGGACCUAAAAAGCAAAAGUGAUGUUUGCCAGGAUUUGGAUUAAAAGCCUUUUAUAUCCUUUGGCAAGCUGUAUGCAACGAUUAACACACUGACUCAAAGUAGCUGCUGAGAGCACCUACAAACUCCCCUUAAAUUUCACUGUGACUGAACAGCUAUCGGCAAUAUACAGGACAUUUCUGGCUCUAUGUUGUUGUUGUUGUUUUUUAGAAGUGUAUUUCUCAGACCCCUUGAAGCCACAAUAGUGUUUAAUAGCAUGUACUAUUUCAGAAGUUUGAAAUGUUUGGCGUCAGUCCUCAGAGCCAGAGCUUUUUCACAGAGUUGCCAUUUUUCAAAGAUGUUCAUCAUUCAUUAGAAAAGAUCUAAUUUUUCCACUGACAGCAGCCUCAUUACAGCAGUACACAGCACAACAACAAAAUGAGCUGUAAAGCCCCCACAUAGGAGGUUCCUUCUGAGUUUGGCGUCGUAUCCGAUGGAUUUCUUGUCGUGUUGCCCACCUACCUGCUUCCCUGAGCCUAACAUUGGUGAUCCUGGAUAAUUGCUCUGCCAAUGACAGCAGCAUCAUAUGAACAAUGACUAAAAUAUUUAAUGAGAUAAUGAUGCCUGUGGGGGAAAUACGGUUAUUAUAUGUGCCAUAUUAUAUUGUAUAUGAUGUAAUUACAGCAGAAUAAGAAGCUGUAGGAAUAAUAUCCAAAGAUUGUUGCAUUUAUAAUGAGCAUAAAAGUAUAUUUUUGUAAUUCCCAUUUUUUUAUCUACUUGAGUCUCAAAAGAUGUAAAACUCAAAAGGUUAUCCUGAGCUGACAUCAGUGUUAUUAGUAGUGCCAGUCAUUAUAAUUGAAUGAUGGACACUAUUAAAAAAAAAAAAACAUUUUGUUUAAAUAACUUUAGUUGUAUGCAGUUAUUCUUCUCUC
Larimichthys crocea (large yellow croaker) is the source of this 2494-nucleotide messenger RNA. RefSeq names its product sedoheptulokinase (gene shpk). The record is from RefSeq and is a predicted model, not a curated record. Bases 95 to 1474 code for a protein of 459 amino acids. NCBI's taxonomy places the organism in Eukaryota, Metazoa, Chordata, Actinopteri, Sciaenidae. Gene Ontology annotation, molecular function: sedoheptulokinase activity. Gene Ontology annotation, cellular component: cytosol. The transcript is spliced from 7 exons. Gene Ontology annotation, biological process: glycerol metabolic process; cellular response to lipopolysaccharide; phosphorylation.